AUCCACGUCGUGUCCAAUUCAUACUCCAACCAAGGAGCCUAGCGAGUCAGUAUAAAUACCAAAGUAAAAUUAAAAAAACCUCAGCGUUACUCAAACAAUAUCCAAUAGGCGGUGCCAUUGAGAUUUUGUGUAUUGGGAAUUUACGUUUAUUGGACCGUUUAAUUUGUGAUUCACAUUAAUUUCUGAAGCACCAGAGUUUAGGUUCAGUCUUCUGAAUGUGGUUAGAGUUGUUUGUUUGUUUGUUUGUCGAGUAAGGGUUUUGCUUUGGGUUAUGGCUGAAUCAUCGGCGUGUCUUGUUCGAUCCUUCUCCACUCCCGCAGAGGCUACUUGUUGCGACGGUAACCCUAUUCGUGCGCUUGGAGAAUCUAUCUCUUUUGGGAGGUUUAUGACAGAAGGCCUGGAUUGGGAGAAAUGGUCAACAUUUUCACACAAUCGCUAUGUAGAAGAAGCUGAGAAAUAUUCCAAGCCGGGUUCUGUUGCCGCGAAGAAAGCCUACUUUGAGGCUCAUUACAAGAGAGCAGCUGCAGAGAGAGCAGCUGCAUUGAUCCCAGAAGCAAAUGCUCAGGCUAAUGGAACUUUUGAGGCACAAGUUCACGAAGGAAACUGUGCCGAUUCAUCCUUUGGGACGAGUUCAAAUGUGGCAAAUGUUGUGGCCGCCAAUGAACAGCUGGAUAAUGAAACUGCUAAUUACCAAGUUGUUGAAUGUGCUGAUACUGACCAACAUAAAUGUGAUGCCGGACAAAGUCAUUUGGACAUUUCCAAUGUGAAAGGAGCAGAGGAUGUGCCACAUCCUCGCACUGAUACAGAUCUUAACGUGGAAAGUUGCACAUUUGUUGCUAAUUCUUAUUCUAACCAGCUUCAUCAUGUUGAGGACAAUACAUAUAUUGCUGUCCCUGCAGAAGAGAAGACACCUGAUCAUGGUGCUGUUGGUCAGGAAGUUUUAACUUUGUCUGUCAAGGGAAGAGAAGCAAACUCUUCUCCGAAAUUAUCAACCAAAACUGUGGUUGCCAAACAUUCUCGUUCUCUUGAUGAAAGGAAGGCUGCUGUGCUACCCAGAAGCGGAAUAAACAGUGGUCCAAAAGUUAAGAAGUCUGUUGGAGACUCAGUUGAGAAGAAGAGACUAAUUGCACAGUCAGUCCGCAUGUCAAUCAAUCUUCCAUCUGGCAGCGGUGAAACACGCAAAAGAACUGCCACUGCUUCACAGUCCAGAAAUGGCACAAACAAUUUUUCAACAAGUAAGAAGUCUGUUAGAGGGUUGGUUGAGAAGAAAAGAAUAACUGCACCAUCACUUCGCAUGUCAAUCAAUCUCCCAUCUGGUGCCGGUAUGACAAGCAAAACAGAUACUGUAGCUGCUAAACCCAGAAAUGGAAUAAACUUUGCUGCAAAAAGUAUGAAAUCUGUUGGAAACUCAGUGGAGAAGAGACCAACUAAAAGGUCACUCCACAUGUCAAUCAAUCUGCCUUCUGGUGCAGGUGAAACAAGUAAAACAGCUUCAGUGUUGGAACAGAACGGAAUUAAAAAAAAUCAUUCUAACAUUUCCAAAAAUAAUCCAGGGGUGUUGCAGACAUCCACUAAGGUAUCUCAUGGUUUGCUAAAUCAAGCUUCAGCAAAUCCCCCUUCUCAGGGUAGAAGGACUGAAAGACCACUUAAUAAGUCUGUAUCUGGAGCUCUUACAGCAAAUGCAAAACCUUCCUCCUCCAUUUCUUUUGACUGCCUGAAAUCUUCAGGCCCCACCAAAAGCAACCCCCAAUCAGCUACCAUAUCUACACCUUUUAGAUUCAGAAGUGAAGAAAGAGCAGUUAAACGCAAAGAGUUCUUGCAGAGGAUGGAUGAAACUAAAUCCAAGGAAGAAGAGAAAGUUAAGUUGCAACGGACUCUCAAGGGUAAAACAGAGCAUGAUCACAAGAAGCUGCGGCAGCGCAGUGGCUCUAUAUCCAAACUAAACGAAGACAAGCCUGGUGGAUCACAAUCUCCAAGCAAUCAGACUAGAAAGAUCUCACUUACACUGCCCCAGUCACCAAAACUUGGGAGGAAAGCGAGUUCUAGUUCUAGCACAGUUCAGGACAGAAGCUUAGGAAAUUCAUGGAAGCCUCCUAUCAGCACCUCCAAACGUACUGCAGAAAAAAACUACCGAACAGCAUGGCGACCAGUAACUUCAUCAUCAAAUACCACAAGAGAAAAUGCUUCACCAAAUAUUCAGCAAUGAGAACAAGGAGCAUCUGACUGUGCCUGUGAUUUGAAGAAAAAGCUGUCGAAGAGACUAAAACACUAGUGGUGUUUAGACAGCCUCAAAUACCCCGAUGUGUUUUCACAUUUAGAAGGAAAAUUUUGUAGUCUUUGUUAGUUAUAUCUAGGACUCAAUAAGUUUUGACCUAGGAGCAUUAACAUAUAUGUUAAACCCUAAGUUUGUAAAAAAAUAGGUUUAGGCUAUAUACGUAAAGAUAGAUAGGACUUGUAUACCUUUAGUUGCAUACAACUUUGUGAUUCGCCACUUUGUUACGAACCAUUCAAAUAUUAAGUGUCGAGGACAUUAAUAUAUUUUUUC
Molecule: messenger RNA, 2545 nt
Organism: Glycine soja
Lineage: Eukaryota; Viridiplantae; Streptophyta; Magnoliopsida; Fabales; Fabaceae
Exons: 9
Coding region: 272-2206 (644 amino acids)
Source: RefSeq, a predicted model, not a curated record